AUUUCUAUUGGUAAUUAUGGCAGCAGCUAGAAUUUAUGAGGCAGGUAGCGCGUCAUAAAGAUGCUAUCUGGUCAAUGACAGAGUAAUAAAUGGCCAUAAUAAACUGGAGGCAAAUCGAAAGCGUAAACAGAACAAGUGCCUCAUGUAUGUCCGGUCUCCGGCUAGCUGCGGCCCAUUACGUGCGAGGGCCGGCAAUUAGAAUUGUGGUACGCGUCGAGUUCCACGAAUUCUUGACUAAUGUCAAUGUCAAGGCAGGAAUCGCAACUGGUUUAUUUGACGACAGCGAAGCUACACUCUCCCGUUCUCUAUAUAAAGCGAUGCGUGUGCCCCAUAUAUAAGUCAAUAUGAAGCAGUUGGAGCUGAGUUUACUGUGCCUGUGCCUCUGCCUGCUGAUCGGCGCAUUGUGGGCGGCCGACACGCCCACCUGGCAGCUGCCCACUGCGCAGGCUGUGCAGCGCAUUCAGCGGAGCUGCCAAAAGAGUGCAGCCGGCCAGCGGGCCAGCCAGCUGAGAUGCCUCGUGGAGCAGCUGGGCCUGUGGACCGACGAGCAGGGCUACAAUGCCCGGCGCAUAGCCAAAAUCUUUGCAGCGCACCAGCAAACCGAGGAGCUACUGCUGGUGGUGGAGUACUGCAACAACAGAGAGCGCCGGCUGCAGCAGAAGCCCGCACAGUGGGCCUAUGCGGCCUACAAAUGCGCCACGGCUGGCACCCUUGGACACUGGCUGAGGGAGUACAAGAGGCAAAUGCAAGCGAUCCAAUAAAGAGAACACAAAGUUUAUUUUGGCAAA
This is a messenger RNA of Drosophila navojoa, 788 nucleotides long. RefSeq names its product Odorant-binding protein 99d (gene Obp99d). Gene Ontology annotation, molecular function: odorant binding. Lineage: Eukaryota; Metazoa; Arthropoda; Insecta; Diptera; Drosophilidae. The record is from RefSeq and is a predicted model, not a curated record.